This is a messenger RNA of Vigna angularis (adzuki bean), 1497 nucleotides long. RefSeq lists its product as uncharacterized. Gene Ontology annotation, cellular component: cytoplasm; nucleus. The record is from RefSeq and is a predicted model, not a curated record. The transcript is spliced from 6 exons. Gene Ontology annotation, biological process: alternative mRNA splicing, via spliceosome. Bases 110 to 1111 code for a protein of 333 amino acids. NCBI's taxonomy places the organism in Eukaryota, Viridiplantae, Streptophyta, Magnoliopsida, Fabales, Fabaceae.
UAUUGUAUUUGGUUAUACCCUCAUUUCCCAGAAAGGGAUUGCUACUUUGUGAAAGUGUGGGAUGAAGAAUGAGAAGUGAAGAGUAGAGAAUAGAGAAUAGAGAAUAGAGAUGGAAGAAGAAAAAGCAGCGGCGUACUACGAAGAGUUGACCCGCAAGGGCGAGGGGGCCGCAAGAUUCAAACAAGGUCUCGGCUUUUCCUCUUCCGCAUCAAACGACGACGUUCCCAAACCCGGCUCCGCCCUCGCCUCCUCCUCCUCCUUUCUCUCCAAAUUCGUCAAAGCCUCCUCCACCGCUUCCCAAUCCGACAACCCACCGCAAGUUAAUGCUACCUCCGCUCCUUCCGAGCCGGAGAAGCAAGCGCAACUGCAAUCCAUUCACGACAAGCUCAAGAAGAAGCAUUCUUCCGAGCCUAGGGUUUCCAGCAGGGAGAGGGAUAGGGAUAGGAGUAGAAGACGAAGCAGGAGCAGAGACAGAUACAGGGAAUCGCGGAGGCGAAGCAAGAGUAGAGAGAGAUAUAGGUAUAGAGAUUCCGAAGGGGAUAGGGAGAGAGGGAGACGGAGAAGUCGAAGCAGAAGCGUUUCUCCUCGCAGACAGCGUAGGUCGGAGAAGGAGGCGAAUGAUAUAGGAAAAGCGGGUGAAGCGAGAAAGGGAAGGAAUGUUGGGACUGAUUAUUCCAACCUAAUUGAAGGUUAUGACCGUAUGUCAUCGGCUGAAAGAGUCAAAGCCAAGAUGAAGCUUCAGCUCUCUCAAACUGCUGCACAUGAUUCAGAAAAGGGCGUGGGAUGGGAGCGAUUUGAGUUUAACAAGGAUGCCCCUCUUGAUGAUGAAGAAAUUGAAGUCGCUGAAGAUGAUGCAUCCUUAGUCAAACACAUCGGCCAAAGUUUCAGAUUUUCUGCAGUUCAGGCUAGGAGGGAGGAACAAAUACAAGCUGCUCAUGAAGAAGCAAUGUUUGGUACUCCGGCUCUUCCACCUCCCACUAGUACAGAUAGUGAGCCUGAAAGGGAGAACGAGAAGGAGGUUGAUAAAAAAAAUAUGGUUACAAGCCUCUUAAGUGAAACAUUGCUGGCCAAGCCAAAGGGGUCUUGGCGUGAUCGGGUUCGGCAGGCUUAGAAUUUUCCCCUUAAAGUUGAUAUGAUGACAGAAAAGUUGGCCAAAAUGUCACAAGGAUUUGGCUUUUACCAUGUCUGCAAAAAUUUCAAUCUUGCACCUGGAUUUACUGUAAAAUUACUUUUAGUUUCUAUAUGGUGUGAGGUUGCUUUUAAGCAUAAUACCGGCAACUGCCAUCAUUUUCAAGUGUGUAAUGUUUUUUGUAGUGUGAGUUUGGUAGUGAAGUAUUUAGAGGGAGAGAUUGCAGGUGGAAGAAUGUUAAUACAUAGGCUUUACCUCUUAUGUGCAGUGUUCACCAUCUGCCUGUAUUCGGUGCCGACUCACUUUAUGUACAUUUUUAACAAUGACACCUUAGAUAGAUGAGCGAUGAUGCAACUUCAUUGGACGUG